Camelina sativa (false flax) is the source of this 1451-nucleotide messenger RNA. RefSeq names its product thioredoxin-like 1-1, chloroplastic. Gene Ontology annotation, biological process: cell redox homeostasis. Gene Ontology annotation, cellular component: chloroplast. The record is from RefSeq and is a predicted model, not a curated record. NCBI's taxonomy places the organism in Eukaryota, Viridiplantae, Streptophyta, Magnoliopsida, Brassicales, Brassicaceae.
CUUUUUAUAAUUUUUUCUCGUGGAAGCCAAAAAAAAAAAAGCGAAACUUCGCUGGCGAUUGAAGAUUGCUGAGAAGACACGUCGUCUCUCUGAGAGAACUUUUUCUUUAUUUCUUCUGGUAUUUUCUCAUUCGUUCGGUGGUGAUUUGAUUAGAGAAGAAGAUUUCUAUUAUGGCGGAAGUGAUUAGCAAAACGAGUUUGUUCAUUGGAGCUUGUGGGAAUCAUCACCGUGUUGAUGAUUUCUCUGUUUCUCCUUUUAGUUUUGGUGGGUUUGGUCUCAAAAAGAGUUUCUCUUGUCUGAAGGUUAAGAAUCAAAAGCCUCUUAGAAGUGUUUUCCAUGGUAAACAGAUCGGUCUUGGAGAAGGUGCUCAAACCGAGAGCUUCAAAAGGAGCUCUUCUUCCAUCACAGCUCAGACGACUCUGAGGAUUGGGACAGCUCAGAAGUGGUGGGAAAAAGGUCUGAAAGAAAACAUGAGAGAGAUCUCUUCAGCUCAAGAACUCGUUGACUCUCUCACCAACGCUGGUGAUAAGCUUGUUGUUGUUGAUUUCUUCUCCCCUGGCUGUGGCGGCUGUAAGGCUCUUCAUCCUAAGAUAUGUCAGUUUGCAGAGAUGAACCCUGAUGUGCAGUUCCUUCAGGUGAAUUACGAGGAGCACAAGUCCAUGUGUUACAGCCUUGGUGUUCAUGUCCUCCCGUUUUUCAGAUUCUACCGAGGCUCUCAGGGUCGUGUUUGCAGCUUUAGCUGUACCAAUGCUACGAUCAAGAAAUUCAGAGAUGCAUUGGCAAAGCAUGGACCAGAUAGGUGCAGCCUUGGACCAACCAAAGGUCUUGAAGAGAAAGAGCUUGUGGCACUUGCUGCCAACAAAGAACUCAACUUUACUUACACACCAAAGCCUGUACCAGCUGAGAAAGAAGCUGCCACUCCUCAUUCAAACCCAAGUCUCCCUGUUCCUCUUCCGUCCAUGAGCAACAACGACGGAAAAACAUUGGUCUCCGCCGGGAGAUGAGAGCGAGCUGAUAAACAUUUCCCUGUACAGUUUGCGUGGUAGUAGUAGCGGUAGUAGCUGGAUAUAUUGCAGUACCUAAAGAUGUCAGUUCUAAGAGCAGCCAGCCGGUUUAGUGGGGUUGAGUUUUUUUCGGGUCCCUUGAGCAUAAUCGGCUAUUGGCAUCUGUGUUUUCUAGAGCAAAACCAGUUCCGAUGGUUACUCGAGUUUUGCUCAGCUCUUAUGGGAUUGAGAGCGGAAGUUCAUGCGCUUGUCUUCCACCUUCAAUCAGCUUCAGUAGUGUUUUGGUUUCUUUGUUUGUUUUUAUUUGCUUUAAAGUUUUUAGUGUAAAUAAAAAUAUCCAAUGAGGAUUAUCAUACAAUGUCGUGAAGCACUUCUAUGAAUUGGUAUCUUAUAUAGUAUGUAGUAUAUAUUAAGGUUUUUCUAAUGUGGUGCUUACUCUUACUUUGA